AAAGAAAAAUAAUCACAAACAAUUUGGCGAGCGUAAAAAAAUAAAAUAUAUUUAUAUAUAUAUGUAAAUAAUAGAAAACAAGCAAACUUGACACGCCUCGAGGAUAAAUCCGAAAAACCACAAAAGCAAAAGCAGCAGCAGAUCGCAGCAGAGGCAGCCACCAAUUCACUCAAGGUCAACGGAAUUAAUAUUUUUUAAAUGGAAAUCAUUCCUGAAGGUAAACACUUUCGUUUGGUGCAUGAAUCAGAGCUUCCAGAAAUUUUGGUAACUUUAGAACGUUAUCUGCCGGAAUCAUUAAAGUUUCAUCAAACCAUAAAAACGUACCUGAAUGAUCGUAUUUGGGACUUUAAAUUUUAUGUUGCUAAAGAUUGGCCCGACAAACCGAUAAUUCUUCACUUUCCAGGAUGCACGCUUGCGCCGCACAACAAUAUAUACCAAACUCUUGGCAUAUUUUGUCCAUCCGCACACAUCGAGCAUGUCGAUUUGAUGCGCACCGAAGAUGUACUUAUAGAUUGGCGGAAGCCUAUGUACCUGAACUUUACGCACAUCGCCAUCAUGAAUCGCCUGGAUGACUUCUAUUCGAAAAUCGGAGUGAUGGAGCGACUAAGUGGUGAUAUCUAUGUGUGCAACAAGCUGAAUACCGACCUCGAACUGGAUCCGUUGCCGGAGGAUGCGGAGAUGCGUCUGCUGAACCUCGACAAUGUGCAGGGCAUUCACGAUUUGUAUCCUGCUAACGAAAUCGAAUGCGUUCAACUGUUCGACAUCCUCGUCCGAAAGCUUCCGGGGCUGGGCAUCUUCCGUAAGGAGACCGGCGAGCUGGCAGCCUGGAUGGUUCACUCCUACUACGGUGCUAUGUUCUCAAUGCAAACACGUCCAGACUUUAGGCGCAUGGGGUAUGGCAUCCGUUUGGCCAAGUCGCUGACCCAGCUGGUGAUCGAACGGGGCUAUACUCCUUUCGUAGUGAUUCGUCCCGGGAAUGAUGCUUCCCGAAAUCUGUACACUAAGCUGGGCUACGAGAAGGCUUUCGAGACUUGCCGGGUGCGGAUGACGCCGGACUGCUACGAGGACAGCACUGUGGGCACCAUCGCCAACUCGUCCUACGCCAAGUUCCCGCCGCUGCCGCAGGGCGAGUGCGUGGUGGUGACAAAGCUGCCCAGGAAGCAUGUGCCUGGUGAGAGCCAAACCGUGGAUGAGGGCAUCGAGGACAUGUUGGCUGAAAAAUGUGAUAUCAGCAGCGACGAGGCAAGGGAGCGCAAGACCACGACCGACGAGGGAAUCGGCGAGGACAAGUAGGCCAGGAUGGGAACAGGAUAAAUGGCAUGCUUUACAAGAUAUACAUCAAUCGAUCGGAGCGCUGCACCUGCGCUAAACUUAUGCUUAAAGCUGUAAGCACCUCUUAGGACUCUUUAGGAAAGACAGGACAUGGCACAACAAGUGGCGUUGAUUUUUUAAACAAUUAUAUUAAUGGGAAAACCAAGAAACUGUACGAGUAUAUUUAUAGAUGGUAUAUGAAGCUUCCUCACACAGAACGGCGUCGAUCGGAGAAUGUAAAUUUCGGCCGGAAUCAAGGGAUUUAUUUUAUAAGGGUAUUGAUAAUGAUUCAAUGUCAAGAACUACACAAUAACUCGGGGGGCUUAAAUAGAACGUGGAAGCUCCGAAGCCAGAAAUUUUAAACGGGAACCGAACACAGAGAGAAAUUUUUAAUUUUUUGCUAAAAAUGCUUUUACAAAAAUGAACUCCAAGAACGAACAAAUAAACAAACAAACAAAAAACACAACAUAGUAAAAGGCUCAAAGCAAAACCAAGGAGCGCAUCAAUUUAUUAAAACUAUUAUAUAUUAACUCUAUAUAUCGAAUUGUUAAACAAAACUAAACAACACUCACACAAACUAUUUCUCUCUAUUCUGGCUCUCCACGCAAAAUCUCUGAAACAGGAUAAUAUAUUUCGAAACAAUGGUUUUUGGUAUCAGAAACAAACACAAAAUAACUCGCUUGGGCCACGAAACAGAGCUUUGCACACUUUUCCCUCUCUUUUUAAAUGAACCCUGUUUCUGAAUAAACAUAUACGAGUAUAUUUUUUCAAAUAUGUAUUUAUUGAAUACUUUCGAUGACCCAAACGAAGUGCUUUGAUUUUAAAUGGCCGUGUACCAACUACAUUUGGAUUUAUAGGCUUUUUUCAAAUUUAUAUAUACCCAACCCAAAAAAUUAAAAAAAGAAAAACAAAAAUAUAAAGAUAAAUAUAUAUUUUAUUAUUACGAAAUUUUAUUAAACUACGCAAACGAGUACUCAAUGAUUUUGCUCCUAUUUAGCUGAUGAUGAACUAAAAA
Molecule: messenger RNA, 2326 nt
Organism: Drosophila bipectinata
Lineage: Eukaryota; Metazoa; Arthropoda; Insecta; Diptera; Drosophilidae
Molecular function (GO): acyltransferase activity, transferring groups other than amino-acyl groups
Source: RefSeq, a predicted model, not a curated record